Messenger RNA from Catharus ustulatus (Swainson's thrush), 1059 nucleotides. Its product is annotated as zinc finger and BTB domain-containing protein 22-like. The record is from RefSeq and is a predicted model, not a curated record. Gene Ontology annotation, molecular function: protein binding; DNA-binding transcription factor activity, RNA polymerase II-specific; RNA polymerase II cis-regulatory region sequence-specific DNA binding. The coding region runs from base 81 to 974 and encodes 297 amino acids. Lineage: Eukaryota; Metazoa; Chordata; Aves; Passeriformes; Turdidae. The transcript has 4 exons. Gene Ontology annotation, biological process: regulation of transcription by RNA polymerase II.
GGCGGGGCCGGCGGGGCCAAGAUGGCGGCGGCGCCGUGAGGGGAGAGCGCGCCUCUCCCCUUUUCUCUCCCCCCUCCACCAUGCCCCACCCUCGCUCCUCCUCCCCUUCCUCCCCCUCCUCCUCCUCGUCCUCGCUGCUCCACGUGCAGUUCCCGCAGGUCCCUCCCGCCCUCCUGUCCAACCUGAACCGGCAGCGCCUGCAGGGGCAGCUCUGCGACGUCUCCAUCCGCCUGCAGGGCCGCGAGUUCCGCGCCCACCGCGCCGUCCUGGCCGCCUCCUCGCCCUUCUUCCACGACCAGCUGCUGCUCAAGAAGCUGGACUGCAUCGAGCUGCCCAGCGUGAUGGACCCGGCGGCCUUCGGCCUCGUGCUGGGCUGCGCCUACACGGGCAGGCUGAGCAUGGAGCCGGCCGACGUCGUCAACUUCCUGACGGUGGGCAGCGUGCUGCAGAUGUGGCACAUCGUGGACAAGUGCGCCGAGCUGCUGCGGGAGCGCCGCGGGGCUGCUUCAUCAUCAUCUUCAUCAUCAUCAUCAACAACAUCAUCAUCGUCAUCAUCGUCAUCAUCGUCAUCGUCAUCGUCAGCGCAGCCCAAAGCGCCCCAGCCUGGAGGGGAUUUGAAAGUUUGUGAGGAGGAAGAGGAGGAUGAGGAUGAAGAGGAGCCCCCGCAGAAGCGCUGGGUGCUGGUGAAGCGCGAGUGGCUGCAGGAGGAUCUGGUGCUCACCUGCGAGGAGGAGGAGGAGGAGGAGGGGAACCGAGGGAAUUGUGCACGGAACCGAGGGAAUUGUGAGCGGAACCGAGGGAAUUGUGCACGGAACCGAGGGAAUUGUGAGCAGAACCGGCGGGAAUUCGCACCAAAACGAGAGGAUUUUGGACAGAACUGGCGGGAAUCCGCACGGAACCGAGGGGGUUUGGACCAGAACCGGCAGAACCGAGGGGAUUUUAACCAGAACCGGCAAAAUUUCACACGAAAAUGAGGGAAUUCUGCCCAGAACCAGCCGAAUUUCACUGGGAAAUGAUGGAAUUCUGAGCAGAACCGGAGGAAUUUCACCCGGAACCGAU